This is a messenger RNA of Impatiens glandulifera, 5779 nucleotides long. RefSeq names its product DDT domain-containing protein PTM-like. NCBI's taxonomy places the organism in Eukaryota, Viridiplantae, Streptophyta, Magnoliopsida, Ericales, Balsaminaceae. The transcript is spliced from 11 exons. The coding region runs from base 249 to 5381 and encodes 1710 amino acids. The record is from RefSeq and is a predicted model, not a curated record.
CUCUUCUCUCUCUGCCGUUAGGGCUCCUUCUGCUACAUUUCUACUCUCGCUUCUCUCUCUACAAGCCGUAGGAAGGUCCACUCAAUGGCGGUUUGUUGAUUCUCGAGCGCCCAUUCUUCACUCAAAGGACUUAAUAUAUAAGGCUCAAUCGAGGUUUCAAUCUUCAUUUAGAGAAAGUGACGUUUUAUUCAUUGGAACAUUGGAACAUUGGAACUUGAUCUAAGCUAGGUUGAAAUAUAACUUGUCUGAUGGAGACUGUGGAGAUCAAAACAGAGCGCCGAGGAAGAAAGAGGAGAAGGAAGGAUAACCCUGAUGAUGCAGAAGAGCAAAUGGGGAAGAAACAAGUGCUUGGAGCCAGGUCUCAGGCAUUUGUGGGGAGAUACAUAAAAAAGAAAUUUGCUGGUAGUAGAGUUUAUAUUGGUAAGAUUGUAUCUUAUGAUAGUGGAUUAUAUCGAGUGGAGUAUGAAGAUGGGGAUUGUGAGGAUUUGGAUAGCAUAGAAGUCAGAAAGUUCAAUAUCAGGGAUGAUUGUUUUGAUGAUGAAUUAAUAAAGAAGAGGCAAAAGCUAGAUAAAUUUCUGUCAAGGAAAAAGAUUAAGGUAAAGGAUGCGGCAGAUGAGACUACACCUGUUUCAAUUGAUGACCUAAAGACAAGUGAAGCUGCAAGACAAAGUGGGUUAAGUACAUCUACACCUAACGAAAAUGAUGGAGAUGGAGAUGAUUUGAGUGACUCAUGUGAGCACUCUCAGGACCGUGAUUCUGGUUCUAAUGUUGAAUUUCCAUCAAUCCCGCCUCCAGAUUUGCCACCAUCAACUGGCAAUAUUGGAGUUCCUGAGGAAUAUGUUUCACACCUAUUUUCUGUGUAUACCUUCUUACGAUCAUUUAGCAUUCGCCUAUUCUUAAGUCCAUUUACACUUGAUGAUUUAGUUGGAUCUCUUAAUUGCACCUUCUCAAGUACCUUAUUGGAUUCUAUUCACGUAGCACUGAUGCGUGCAAUAAGGCGGAAUCUUGAAACUCUUUCUACUGAUGGUUCUGAGCUUGCUUCAAAAUGUCUGAGGUAUAUUAAUUGGAGCUUGCUUGAUACAUUAACUUGGCCUGCUUUCUUGGUUCAAUAUUUAAUGGUAAUGGGUUCCGCAACUGGACCUGAAUGGGAAGGAUUUUAUAUUGAUGCAUUGGAGAGAGACUAUCAUGCCUUGCCUACUGGCAGAAAGCUGAUGGUCUUACAGGUAUUGUGCAAUGAUGUUUUAGAUUCAUCGGAACUACGUUCAGAAAUCGACACGCGGGAAGAAUCUGAAGUUGGAUUAGAGUCUGAUGCUGUUGCAGCAACUGUCAAUGAAAGUGUGACAAAAAGGGUUCAACGUGGGCGCCCUAGAACUUCUGGUGGCAUAAAUGGAGCUGUGAAAUCCUCACUGGAAACUGCUCAACCGAAUUCUUAUAGCUCUACGUUGUCCAUUCCUAAAGCUACGGAUGUCAACGCAGGUGAUGAUGUUGAGGAUGAUGGUAAUGGUGAUGAGUGCAGGCUAUGUGGUAUGGAUGGAACAUUACUGUGUUGUGAUGGAUGUCCAUCAGCUUACCAUUCAAGAUGCAUUGGCAUAAAUAAAAUGUUUCUUCCUGAAGGACCUUGGUUUUGUCAGGAAUGUACAAUCAAUAAGAUUUACCCAAUAAUUGUGACGGAAACAUCUCUAAGGGGCGCUAAAAGUUUUGGUAUUGAUCAAUAUGGGCAGUUGUUCGUGGGUACCUGUGACCAUUUAUUAGUGCUGAAUACUUUGGUCAAUUCAGGACUAUGUGUGAGGUACUACAACCAGAAAGACAUUCCUAAGGCCUUGGAAGCACUCUGUCUAUCUAUCCCCUAUAUUGAUUUGUACUUAGAAAUCUGUAGAGCAAUUGUGCAAAACUGGAAUCUUAAUCAAGAUCUUUUGGCUUUUAUGGAAAGAAUUGAAAUGGUUAAGAAUUCAGCUGGUUUAAAUGGUAAUGGUCAAAUGUCAGUUCCAUUACCGUUUGAUGAUGAAAGCCAAAGAUCUUGUGCAGUUGAAAAUGAGAACGCGGCAAAUUCUUUAACUACGAAUAGUAAUUUGAAACACGUCCAUUUGGUUACUCCUUCCAUGGAGCUUGUUUCAAGCAAGACUUCUUCACAUAAUAUCAUUCCAGCAGAACUUGCUUUUCCUUUUGAUAAUGCCGUGCUACCCAAGCAGUCAAAAGUGGAUAACAUGUCCUCUAGUUCACUUGUGCAGCAGGCCUACCCAUUUGGCCUGUCCUAUCAAAGGGUACAGGAAAAAUCGAAUAGCAUAGAACAUACUUCUGGUUCAAGGAAUACAAAUGAAAAUUCCAGGACAUAUGUGAAUGGGGCUACAGUAAAUGUGCAUUCCCAGGCUCAUAUGCUCAAUGGACCAUUUAGUGGAAAAAAUCAUAAGUAUUUAUCUGAUUGCAUCUACAUGGGAUUGCAGUUUAAGUGUCAUGCCUAUAUAAAUCAUUACACCCAUGGUGAUUUUGCUGCAUCUGCUGCAGCAAAUCUUGCAGUUGUUAUGUCAGAAGAAAACCGGACUUCUGGGCUACAAGCUUCUGAUCGGAAAGUUGUUUCUGCAAGCAUAUCUUUACAAGUCAAAGCAUUCUCUUCAGCAUCCAUUCGUUUUUUCUGGCCUCAUUCUGAGAAGAAGCUUGUGGAUGUUCCAAGAGAAAGGUGUGGCUGGUGCUUUGCUUGCAGGGCUGCCGUUACAAGCAGGAGGGGAUGCUUGUUAAAUGCAGCUGCCUCUAAUGCUAUUAAAGGGGCUACCAAAAUCCUUUCUGGCCUUCGUCCUGUAAAGAGUGGAGAAGGGAGUCUUCCUUGUAUUGCUACAUAUAUUAUGGUGAUAGAGGAGAGUUUAUUUGGUCUGACGGUUGGCCCCUUCCAGAAUGCAAAUUACAGACAACAAUGGCGCAAGGAACUUGAACAGGCUAGUACCUGUAAAGCUAUAAAGUCAGGUCUGCUUGAGCUUGAGGAAAAUAUUCGGGCUGUUACUCUUUCUGUUGACUGGAUUAAGCUUGUUGACAUCUUGUCAGUUGAAUCAUCUGCUUCCCAUAAUGUUACCCAUGUUUCUGGAUCAACUCAGAAACGUGGUCCUGGAAGAAGGGGGAGGAAACCUGCUGCAGCAUCUGAAGUAACAGAUGAUGAUAGCAACAACAAGUUAAAUGUCUUCCUUUGGUGGCGAGGAGGGAUGCUGUCUAAACUGAUUUUUCAGAGAGGGCUUUUGCCUUCCUCUAUUGUCAGGAAAGCUAGUCGCCUAGGUGGUUCUAGAAAGAUACCUGGUAUUCAUUAUACUGACGAUUCUGAGAUUCCCAAGCGAAGUAGACAACUUGUGUGGAGAGCAGCUGUUGAAAUGAGUAAGAAUACAUCGCAGCUUGCACUCCAGGUGAGAUACCUAGAUCUCCAUAUAAAAUGGGGUGAUCUUGUUCGCCCUGACCAGAACAUUCAAGAAACAAAAGGUGCAGAGUCUGAAGCUUCUGCUUUUAGAAAUGCCUUUGUUUGUGCUAAGAAGGUUUUGGAUGAUAGAAUUAUUUACGGAGUAGCUUUUGGAAAUCAAAAGCAUCUUCCUUCUCGUGUCAUGAAGAGUAUCAUAGAAGUGGAGCAAAGGGAAUCUAAAGAGGAAAUUUAUUGGUUUCUUGAAACUGGAAUUCCUUUGUACUUGAUCAAGGAUUAUGAAUGCAAAACAGGGAAUGCAUGUCUACCAUUAACUCACAAAUCUGUGAGUGUGUUUUCUAAGUUACAGAAAAACCAACUAAAAGCAUCUCGUAAGAAUAUAUUCAACUAUCUAACCCGUAGAAGAGACAAUUUGGACACAUGCUAUUGUGCAUCAUGUCAAACAGAUGUUUUACUUGGGAGUGCGGUCACUUGCCGUUCAUGCCAAGGUUUUUGUCAUGAACGAUGUACACUCAGUUCAACAAGAACUAGCCUGAAAGGCGAAGUUGAGCACUCAGUCACUUGCAAAAAAUGUUACCGUCCCAAAGAUCUGCCCCUAAAAGAAAGCAACAAUGAUUCUCCAAGCAGUCCUUUGUUUUUGCUGAGGCAAGACUAUCAUCAGAAAGCAGAAUCCGUCGCUAAAAGUGCCAAGCAAAAGAUCCAUGCUCCACUGCCACAACCAUUAGCAUUUGUUGAAAAUACCAGAAGUCCUGUGGAGACGAAAUCGGCCAACGACGAGUCUAUUUUGAGCAAAAGCAGACGCAAGAUAUGUUCAUGGGGUUUGAUUUGGCGAAAGAAGAACACGGAUGAUUCUGGUACGGAUUUCAGAUUGAAGAACAUUCUCCUUAAGGGCAGUUCUGAUACUAGUUGGGCUGGAUCCAUUGAAUGUCACCUUUGUCACUCGCCGUACAAUCCUAAUCUCAUAUAUAUUCGCUGCGACACUUGUGGAAAUUGGUAUCAUGGUGAUGCUGUUGAGCUUGAUGAGUCAAAAAUUUUCGAGUUACUUGGAUUUAAGUGUUGCAGGUGUCGCAGGAUAAGAUCGCCCCUUUGUCCAUAUCUGGAUCUAAAGAAACGGAAAGAAUUAGAAUCCAAGAGGACACGAACACGGGUCCAUAAGCAAGGAAAUCCCGGCGGGUCAGACGCUGAUGUCAUCAUCACCGGUGCUUCUCAACUGCAGAAGGAGGCCACAGUCGGAUAUUCAGACUCUGAACCUGCAACUCCAGCAUUACAAAACAAUAGUAUAUUUUCUGCAAGGCAGGAUGAUCAUAUCCUUGUUUCUAAUACAAAAUUCCCGCAAUUCUCUGAGGAGUAUGAAGCGGACGCCUCUUCCGUUGGAUUUGUAAAUGGCCCAAAGAAGCUGCAAGUGAGAAGACAACUGAGGCGGGAAGGCAGCCAACAUAUUGACGAUGUUUCUUCAACAGGUAACGAUGACGGGUCAAAUUUUGCUGUUCCUAAUGAUGAGACGAUGAAUACAAAUAACGGGGGAUCGUUGGCUUGUACGGAUUGGGAGAUUUCUGAGGAUGGGUUUCAAGAUGAAUUAGGAUUGGAUUAUGAUGGGAUGAAUUACGAGGAUAUGGAAUUUGAACCUCAGACGUACUUCUCCUUCACGGAGUUGCUGGAUACAGAGGAGGAAGGUGGCGGCCAGGUGGCUGCAGAGGUGGCAAAUGGAGACGAAGAAGCAUCUGGAGUUGAAUGGCGAAAUACAGAGGAUGGUGGUGGUGGUGGCGGCCAAGAUGAUCAAAUGAUGAUGAUGCUGGAAUGUGGAGUUGAUGAAGUACAGAGUAAUAAUAAUAUAGGGUUUCCAUGUAAAAUGUGCUGUCAAGAAGAUCCAGUUCCAGAUCUUCGUUGCGGAAAUUGCGGGUUAAUCAUACACAACCAUUGUUCUCCGUGGGUUGAGGAAUCGGCUUUAGAUUGUAACUGGAGGUGUGGUCAUUGUCGCGACUGGCGAUAGUUGAAUGAGUUUUAAUUUUUAUUUUAUUUUUUGUGGUGAGUUCAUCUGUCGGUUAUAAUCAAAGGUUUGGUUGGUUGUGGGGUUGGAUUGGUUGUUUUGACCUAGACGAAUUGCAAUGUGCCCGCCAACCAGUCUGGCCGAAGAAGAAGAAGUAUGUAUUUUGCUAGCCAGCCAGCCAGCCAUAGUUCUGCUGCAGUGGUUACAGGUCCAAGGCCAAGUUUUCUUUAAAUGAUGAUAUGGAAAAGACCUAUUCAUGAACAUUUCAUUGAACAGAGAUAGAUGAUACACUGGUAUUUUGAUGCUUGCCAUAAAAAAAAGAUUAUAUCUUCUUUCUUUUUUUGCUAUUUCAUGUUGAGAUGGAUUUUGGAGGGAUAACCAUAUAUUUUUUCUUUUCUUUU